CUCACCCGAAAGCAAAGAGACAGAGAUACACACACACACAGAGAGAACACACUGUGAGAAGCUUUCCUUUCUGGACACUAAGACAAGGGAGAGGUGAGCUGCUAAAGACUGAAGGAGACAAGAAGGAAAAAAGGACUGCAUACAGGGGAGAAAGACAGUGUGAGGGGUUACAAGGUGAGAAAUAGUAACAACCAAGAAGAGUGAGAGAGAAAGAAGGAAAUAAGGCCGAAGUGAGAGUCUGAGAGAUAGGGAAAGAGAAGAAAAUCAAUAAAGAGACUGAGAAAGGAGUGAAAGAGCCACAGCAGCAGAGUGAGUGACUGAGACCAAGAAAAGGAGAGUGAGAGAAAGAGGAGUGCCAUCUUAAUCCUAAGUGAGACUUAAUUGUAGUGCGGUGCGAUGGCGUCAUUCGCUCUGGAGCUAGUGGGUGUGAGCCUGUCCGUGCUGGGCUGGAUACUGAGCGUAGUGAGCUGUGCUCUGCCCAUGUGGAGGGUCUCAGCCUUCAUCGGAGCCAACAUCGUCACAGCCCAGGUCUACUGGGAAGGUUUAUGGAUGAGCUGUGUGGUUCAGAGCACAGGCCAGAUGCAGUGUAAGGUUUACGACUCCAUGCUGGCCUUGCCCCAGGACCUGCAGGCUGCCAGAGCUCUCUCUGUGGCCACCAUCAUCCUGGGGGUCUUAGCUCUCCUCGUGGUGACCAUCGGAGCCAAGUGUACCAACUGCAUCGAGGAGGAGGGAGUGAAGGCCAAGGUGGUGUUGUCCGCCGGAGCUGCCUUUAUCCUAGUUUCGCUGGUCCAGCUGGUGCCUGUGUCCUGGUCAGCCCACAUCAUCAUCCUGGAGUUCUACAACCCUAUCAUCCCCUCGGCACAGAAGAUGGAGAUCGGGGCAGCCAUGUCGAUGGGCAUGGAGAUUGUGGGGAUUGCCCUGGGCGUCAUAGGAUUCAUCCUGGGCAUCGUGGUCUGUGCUUUGCCCUUGUGGAAGGUGACAGCCUAUAUCGGAGCCAACAUUAUCACAUCCCAGACCAUAUGGGAGGGCCUGUGGAUGAACUGUGUAAUCCAGAGUACGGGACAGAUGCAGUGUAAGGUCUACGACUCCCUCCUGGCCUUGCCCCAGGACCUGCAGGCCGCCAGAGCCAUGACAAUCAUCGCAAUCAUCCUGGGGAUUCUAGGGGUGAUGGUCUCCAUCGUCGGAGCCAAGUGCACCAACUGCAUCGAUGAUGAACCCUCCAAAGCUAAAGUCAUGAUCAUCUCCGGAAUUUUCUUCAUCCUGGCCGGGAUCCUAGUUCUCAUCCCUGUCUCCUGGUCGGCCAGCACCAUCAUCCAAGACUUCUACAGCCCCCUUCUGAUCAACGCACAGAAGAGGGAGCUGGGGGCCUCUCUCUACAUUGGCUGGGGGGCUGCAGCCCUGCUACUGAUCGGAGGGGCCAUGCUGUGCAGCUCCUGCCCCCCCAGGGAGGAGAAGAGGUACAAGCCCCCCGGCAUGGCCUACUCCGCCCCUCACAGCGGGUGCGCAGCGGGAUACGUCAGGAAGGACUACGUCUGAGAGAGAUUUCUUCACCUGCCUGAUUGAAUGGAAGGCAGAAAAAAUGAAGGAAAAGAAGAGAGGUAUCGCUAUCCUGAACAUUAGCGUGUUUGUUUGCUGUCUGACACAAAAACUAUGAGAGGAAUCUCCUAGAAAGACUCCAACAUGAAGAAAUGUGUGCUUUAAUGUUACUUCUUGGCUUUUCCUCCCCUGCGUAUUUCUAUUUAGUUUCGUUGUUCAGCUUUAUAGUGUGCAGGCUUUGGUGACGUAUGGUAGAGGCUGUCAAGACCUAGAUACUGUACAUAUAAUCCCAAAUGGCUAGGUUGACAACUGUUAAUUAUUUCACAACAGUUUCAAUUAUAGUUUUUAUUCAUUCAUUUCAAACUUGAGAUGACAAACCAACGCCCUUUUGUUUCAGCACCGUAUUGUAAAUUUAAACUUGAAGGGUCUUGGUUUUCAAGUACUUGAGAAAAAAAUCUAUAGUUGCACAGUACGUGGGCUCAUAUUUGUAGUGCAGUACUGAGGGCCUUAUUGUGUCCGUAGUAUGCUAUUGGCAAGGUAGGAUUUUAUUACACUGAAACUUUUGGUUAAAAUGUUGCACUGUGUAUCACUGACACAGAGGAGUAACUAGCUCUCUCUGUUUUUACAUGGAUUUGAUCAUGAGAUUCAGUUUGUGUGUGUGUGUGUGUGUGUGUGUGUGUGUGUCUUUUGAAUGUAUUUGACUAUGACAGAUUGUGCUAGGUCCAUGAUACAGCCUCAGGUCACAUUAUCAUAGAUGUCUUCCUCUUCACAGUUUCACUGUAUUUAGGUCAAUGUGUGUAUAUGUUUGGUGUAAUAAGAUUUUUUUUUGUACAAACAGUCAUAUAUUACAUAGCUUUUUUAAUAUCAUGCAUGCUUUGUGUUCAGAUUUUUUUUCUCUGAAAUAUUAUGAUACUGUGUUUGUACUGUCACUUGUAAAGGAAGAAGACUAUUCCAUUUGUAUAGUUGUGCAGUGUGUAAAACCAUGAUUCUAAUAGGAGGGACAGUAAACCAGGAUCAUUAUAUGUAGUGAUGAGAUAGCCUUGAAAACGUGAAUUUUGUCUUUGUGUCAUAAGCAAUCCUUGGUUCCUGCCAGUGCUGGGUAAAGAUAUGAGGGAGUCAUGACCCUUUCCUUAGGACCAUCUGGCGUAACGCCCAGAAUAUGUUCUAUGAAUUAAGAUAGGAGAUGGCGCCAGUCAUAUGCUGGAAUCAAUCCGAUGAAUCAUGUUUAUGUUGGUUUUUAUGUGGCCGCAUAUAAGUCACUAUGUAUAGAGCUCACUUCAGACUGGUAAUUUCUGCACCCAACUGACUGACCUCUCCAGCUUGCUGACAAUAAAGAGUGAUUCAUGUAA
Molecule: messenger RNA, 2885 nt
Organism: Oncorhynchus tshawytscha (Chinook salmon)
Lineage: Eukaryota; Metazoa; Chordata; Actinopteri; Salmoniformes; Salmonidae
Product: claudin-4-like
Exons: 2
Coding region: 397-1536 (379 amino acids)
Biological process (GO): bicellular tight junction assembly; cell adhesion
Cellular component (GO): bicellular tight junction; plasma membrane
Molecular function (GO): structural molecule activity
Source: RefSeq, a predicted model, not a curated record